GAUCUAGAUCCGAUAAACCCUGGAUUAAGGAUACGAUGAAAACGCAGUCAAUGGUUGCUAUCUAAUGAAUUUUAAUAUCAAAGGCAGCCGGCACAAAAUGGCGCUGCCCAGAGUCUCACGUUAUUCUGUGAGAAAAUAACUCUUUUAGUUACGUGAGAGUCAAAAUUAUGGGCAACAGAGAUAACAAAGUCAAUUUGAAAUUGUAGAAACUGUAAACGCAGAUUUCGACUGUAACCGCGGUGUGGCAGUCAAGAAGGAAUCGUUUCACCAACGAAAAUACGCAGAAUCCAAUGUUUGAGGUUAUGCGGAAUGCCGAGUUUUAAGUACCGAAUGGAAGGUUAUGUAAACUGAACGCAAGCAGUUCGUUAGGACUGACUUUGAAAAUGUCAUAAUUAAAAGGUCGUAGAAUAGUAAUUAAUUACAGUUCCGUAUUAGAAAUUAAUUUAAAUUGAUACUUUGACGUUGUCUACCAAGAUUAUCACAGAUCAUGUUCUCCGUGGCCAGGCGAGUAGUCUACAUGUUGAGAGAAUGCUACACCGUCGAAAGAAGACUUAUUCUACAAGGGAGGAGAGGACAUUUCCCUGUGCUAGAAAGCAGCGCUUCCUUUGCCGAUGACGGCUACAAAGGUCGCCAAACGCGGACAGACGAUGUAGAGAAUAGCGUAAUGAAAAUCUCCUUUGCGAAGUCGAAAGACCAGGACAAGGAGAACUUCCUGGACAUCCUGCGGGCUUACACAUUGGACAAUGAGAGGAGGCGUAGCCACGUGGAGUUCCUCUAUGCCGCCAUGAAGUACAUGGAGCAAUUCAAUGUCCACAUGGACCUCGAAAUGUACAAGAAGUUGAUAGACGUGCUGCCUAAGGGGAAGUACAUUGCGAUGAAUCAAUUCCAGGUGGAGUUCAUGCAUUAUCCGAAAGAGCAGCAGUGCAUCAUCGAUCUCCUGCAGAAGAUGGAGGAUAACGCCAUCAUACCCGACGUCGAGACUGAAGAAAUGCUGAUAAAUAUCUUCGGAAACCAUAGCUAUCCUUUGAGGAAACUUCGUAGAAUGGCCUACUGGAUGCCCAAGUUUAGGAAUCUGAACCCCUGGCCUCCUCCGAUACCUUUACCAGAGGAUUCCUGUGAAUUAGCUAAAGUUGCGAUAAAAAAGAUCUGCUCGGUGGAUGUGCAGAGUCAUGUUACAGUGUUUCAGUCAGAUUCCGUAGAGGAUUCGGUCGAUAAGACUUGGAUUGUAUCAGGGAUGAGCCCCAUGCAGGAAGAAUUACUUGUUAAGCAUGACAGAGCGAAGCCAGUCUUUGUCGAGGGACCCUUCAAGAUUUGGGUUGGUCGAGCUUCGGUGGACUACUUCAUAUUAAGAGCGGACGCUGUGCCAUUUAAACCACCUAACAUUAACAUUGAUGAUGUAUCGAACAUUCAUAUGCCCUGGGAGAAGGAGUUCAAGGAAAUAAUCGCAGCUCCAUCGGUACACGAACAAGCCGAGGGGACGCUGUUCUCAGUCUGUGCUACGGGGACAUCGAGUAAGGAUUCCUUGCUGUCUUGGGUGCGAUGCUUGGAAAGGAAAAAUCCUGUUCUAGUGAAUCUUCCUAUAGUGUUCACUUUGAGUAGUGGCACCGAAAAGAUUAUACACAUUGAAGGAAACACCGAAGAACACUUGAUUAGUCCAUCCAAAGCGGAUGAGCAUAGCAAAAGAUAAUGUUAUUUAUCACACCUUUCAUAGUGUGCUACUUGUAAAUAAGACGAUUCCUACUUCCAGAUGUGGGUGCUGCGUGAAAAAUGUUACUUGCUUUUCACUUACACGUAAUUAUUCCUCUGUAUUUUAAGGUUACAACUAAAACAUGUAAAUUGUACCAGAUUGUA
This is a messenger RNA of Orussus abietinus, 1851 nucleotides long. It is a transcript of the gene ECSIT, whose product is annotated as evolutionarily conserved signaling intermediate in Toll pathway, mitochondrial. Gene Ontology annotation, cellular component: mitochondrion. The transcript has 2 exons. The coding region runs from base 488 to 1687 and encodes 399 amino acids. NCBI's taxonomy places the organism in Eukaryota, Metazoa, Arthropoda, Insecta, Hymenoptera, Orussidae. The record is from RefSeq and is a predicted model, not a curated record.